Ceutorhynchus assimilis (cabbage seed weevil) is the source of this 1022-nucleotide messenger RNA. NCBI's taxonomy places the organism in Eukaryota, Metazoa, Arthropoda, Insecta, Coleoptera, Curculionidae. The record is from the annotation of a GenBank genome assembly.
UAAAGGCAAGGUCAAUCUAAUCCCACUCUGCGCUCUCUCUCGAGUCCUACUUUAAAAAUAUAUUAUAACGAUAUUUUUGUAUAAACUGCCUCAUUCCAUCGUUGGCCCCCAACCUUAAUUAAAAAUGGCUCCUAAAUUACACAGUAUCAUUGCCAGCCCACCUGUAAGAGCGGUUCUUAUGUGUGCCAAAGUUUUGGACGUCGAACUAGAAUUGAUCCCUGUUGAUGUAUUGAGUAAGGAUCAUUUAAAAGAAGAAUAUUUGAAGAAAAAUCCUCAACAUACUGUUCCUCUACUAGAAGAAGACGAUGGAUUUUUACUGGCCGACAGUCACGCUAUUAUGGGCUAUUUGGUAAACCAAUACGGCAAAGACGAUUCUUUGUAUCCAAAAAACGACAGCAGACUUAGAGCUGUAAUUGAUCAUAUACUGCAUUUAGACUCUAGCGUUCUUUUUAUUAGAGGAUUGUUGAUAUCUAAACCGCUUUUGUUCCAAAAAAUCUUACCAACAGAAGAAAAAAUCAAAGAUCUUAAAGAAGCCUUCCAAAUCCUGGACGCCGUUUUGGAAAAGAACCAAACCAAAUACGUUGCCGGCAAUAGUUUAACUAUUGCCGAUUUCAGCGUGGUCACUACAAUUACAUGUUUCGAUAUUUUCACUCCUUACGCUGAAUUCCCGCAUUUAAAGGCUUACAUUGAAAGAAUGGAGCAAGAAUCUUGGUACGAGCUUAACAAAGAAGGCCUAGCUCUUAACAAAAAGAUGAUUGGUGAACUUAUGAAUGAGCUUAAAAACCAAUAAAUAUAGCAGUUACAUUUUCUUUGUAUUUUGAAGUUUAAUUUUUCCUUUAUUCUUUCUUGAGUUAUAUUCACAACUAAAUUAAUUAUUCAUGAUUCACGGGACGAAUUAAUUAUUAUGUAAUUGUUUCCUGACAAACAAUUAUAAUACAUGUAUUUUGCUUAUAUUUUAUUAUAAUAAAUAUCUAUAAUUAAAAGACAUUAUAUUUACUUUUCGUCAAGCAAGCAUUGCGGUA